This is a messenger RNA of Engraulis encrasicolus (European anchovy), 15925 nucleotides long. RefSeq names its product ryanodine receptor 2b (cardiac) (gene ryr2b). The record is from RefSeq and is a predicted model, not a curated record. Lineage: Eukaryota; Metazoa; Chordata; Actinopteri; Clupeiformes; Engraulidae. The transcript has 103 exons. Gene Ontology annotation, molecular function: ryanodine-sensitive calcium-release channel activity; protein binding. Gene Ontology annotation, biological process: striated muscle contraction; intracellular calcium ion homeostasis; release of sequestered calcium ion into cytosol by sarcoplasmic reticulum. Gene Ontology annotation, cellular component: Z disc; smooth endoplasmic reticulum; sarcoplasmic reticulum membrane. The coding region runs from base 1 to 15075 and encodes 5024 amino acids.
AUGACUGAAAUAGCAGAGACAGAGGAUGAAGUCCAGUUUCUACGAACGAAUGAUGAGCUGGCUCUGCGUUGCUCCUUGUCGGCCCAGCAGAGGCAGCAGAAAUUCUGUCUGGCCGCCGAGGGCUUUGGCAGCCGACUCUGCUUCCUGGAGACCACAUCUAACUCCAAAAAUGUUCCGGUGGACCUGUCCGUGUGUGUGUUUGUGCUGGCCCAGUGUCUGUCCGUGCGUGCCUUGCAGGAGAUGCUAGCCAAACAGUGCGACCGUGAAACAGGGGUUGCUGAAGUGGGAAGUCACCGCACUCUCCUGUAUGGCCAAGCCAUCCUGCUGCGCCAUGCCUACAGUGGAAUGUAUCUCUGCUGUCUGUCCACGACCUCUGCCUCCACCGAUAAGCUGGCAUUUGAUGUUGGCCUGCAAGAGGAAGUCAAAGGUGAGGCGAGCUGGUGGACGGUGCACCCUGCCUCCAAGCAGCGGUCCGAGGGGGAGAAGGUGCGGGUGGGGGACGACCUCAUACUCGUCAGUGUCUCCUCUGAACGAUACCUGCAUUUGUCCCUGGCUGACUGCAACAGUGCAGGUGAGGAUAGCGGCGGUGGUCUCCGGGUGGACGCUGCCUUUCACCAGACCCUGUGGAGUGUAGCCUCCAUAUCAUCAGGAGGUGCCGUCGCUCAAGGUUACCUCAAAGGAGGAGACACGUUUCGCUUCAUGCAUGGACACACGGAUGACUGUUUGACCAUUGCGCCCGUGGAGCAUGGAGAAGAGGAGCGCAGAUCGGUGUGCUUUGAGGGAGGCAGUGCUUCAUCCCAGGCCCGCUCUCUCUGGAGGCUGGAGACCAUGCGAGUGGCGUGGAGCGGUAGCCACACUCAGUGGGGUCAUGCGUUCCGUCUGCGUCACGCGACCACAGGGAUGUACCUCAGUCUGACCCAGGAGAGGGGGCUCAGGCUGAUGGAGAGGGAGAAGGCUGAUGUCAAGGCCACUGCUUUCUGCUUCCGCUCCUCAAAGGAGAAACAUGACCUUGUCCAGAAGAAGGAUGUGGACGGCAUGGGCCCACCGGAGAUCAAGUAUGGAGACUCCAUCUGCUUUGUGCAGCACCUGGACAGUGGCCUCUGGCUCACCUACCACACAGCUCAUGGGAAGGGCGGGAGAAUGUCUGGGGCACCACGCCAGGCCAUACUGCACCAGGAGGGCCACAUGGAUGACGGUCUGACUCUGUCCCGCUCUCAGGGGGAGGAGUCAAGAGCCGCUCAGAUCAUCAGAAGCUCUGUCCUCUUGUUUUCACGCUUCAUCAGAGGACUGGACGACCUUGGACAGAGAGCUAACGUGCCGACCGCAGCAGCAGCAGCUUCUCCUCUGCCAAUCUCCUCCGUCUGCACGAGUCUGCAGGAUCUCAUUAGCUACUUCCAGCCUCCCGACCAACACAGGGGUCAAGAUGAAAGGCAGAACAACAUGAGGUCCCUGAAGAACAGGCAGAACCUCUUCCAGGAGGAGGGGAUAAUUGGCUAUGCAUUAGACUGCAUUGAUCGCCUCCACUCGUAUGGCAGUGCAGCCCACUUUGCUGAGCUUGCAGGAAGAGAGGCGGGAGAGGAAUGGGAGACGCUCCUAAACUCUCUUUAUGAACUCCUAGCAUCUCUGAUCAGGGGCAAUAAGAAUAAUUGUGCCCACUUUUCUGGAUCACUGGAGUGGCUGAUUGGAAGGCUGGAAAGACUAGAUGCAUCCUCUGGAAUUCUUGAGGUGUUACACUGUGUCCUCGAGGAAAGCCCACAGGCUCUCAACUUCAUCAAAGAGGGACACAUGAAGUCAAUCAUAUCUCUUUUGGACAAACAUGGCCGCAAUCACAAGAUCCUGGAUGUGUUGUGCUCACUGUGUGUGUGCCAUGGAAAAGCGGUGCGUUCGAAUCAACACUACAUCUGUGAAAACCUGCUGUCAGACAGAAAUGUACUUCUACAAACACGCCUCUGCAAUCAAGUCACAAGUGUUAGGCCAAAUAUCUUCCUGUGCAUGAAUGAAGACUCUGCCCAGUGCAAGAAGUGGUACUUUGAGCUGAUGGUGGAGAAGGCGGAGGCCUUUGUCACCGCCGAGCCCACACACCUGCGGGUAGGCUGGGCCUCCACAGAGGGCUACUGCCCCUCCCUGACUGGUGGACACGGCUGGGGGGCCAACGGGGUUGGCGAUGACCUUAGCUCCUAUGGCUUUGAUGGCCUGCACUUGUGGUCAGGUGGCGUAGGCCGGAGGGUGAGCUCCCCUAAGCCUCAUCUUCUGAAGGAGGGGGACGUGGUGAGCUGCUGCCUGGACCUGGGGGCCCUGUGCAUCUCUUUCAGGGUCAACGGGCAGCCGGUGCAGGGCAUGCUGGAGAGCUUCAAUGCGGCCGGCCUGCUGUUCCCUGUGGCCAGCUUCUCUGCUGAAGUCAGGGUGUGCUUCCUGUUGGGCGGUCGAUUAGGGGAUUUCAAAUUCUUGCCCCCGCCUGGUUUCUCGCCUGUGUGUGAGGCUCUUCUUCCCCGCGUCAGAUGCAGAGUAGAGCCAUGCCUAGACUUUCUCAGGCUCCGUAACAGUAAUCAGCAUGAUCUGUUGGGACCGGCCAUGGCACUCAGUCCACCUACCUUUACCCCGGUACCUGUGGACACCAGUAAGGUGGCCUUCCCCCCUCAACUAGAGCUGAUUCAAGAGAAGCUUGCGGAGAACAUGCACGAGCUCUGGCUCAUCAGCAUGAUAGAUCAAGGCUGGAUCUAUGGUCCUGUUAAAGAAGAAAAUAAAAAACACCAUCCUGACCUGGUUGAAUUCUCAAAAUUACCAGAUCAAGAAAAAAACACAAACCUUCAGACUGCUCAGGAGACGCUUAGGACUCUUUUGGCCUUUGGUGUGUUUAUUGGACUCCUGGAUGACCACGCUGAUGAAAAGGUCAAGCACGUCAGACUCUCUAACAAGUAUGAGCUGUGGAAUGGCUACCGGCCCGCCCCAGUUGAUCUGUCUCAGGUCAUCCUGACUGCUGCCCAGGAGGCUCUGGUGGACCACCUGGCUGAAAACGACCACAACAUGUGGGCCAAAGACCAGAUCCGACAGGGCUGGACCUAUGGACCCAACCAGGACAUCAAGGCGAAGAGGAGUCCUCACCUGGUGCCCUUCUCCCUGCUGGAUGAGAGGACCCAGACUGAAGGCCGUGAGGCUGUCAGGGAUGCGCUGUGUACUAUACUUGCAAAUGGAUACACGCUGGAGCCAUUGGACCAAGAACAGAUGGUGGCUCCAAACGCAAGCCUAUCUCAGGCCCAAAUGUUCCGGAUAUUCCGAGCUGAGCACGACUACGCUGUGCAGAGAGGAAAGUGGUACUUUGAAUUUGAGGUUGUGACCGCGGGAGAGAUGAAGGUGGGCUGGGCUCGACCUGGAAGUAAACCUGACUCUGAUCUGGGGUCAGACGAUCAGGCCUUUGUUUUUGAGGGGAGCAAGGGUCGGUUUUGGCAUCAGGGCAGUGAGCAGCUGGGUCACGGCUGGCAGCAGGGCGAUGUGGUGGGCUGCCUGCUGGACCUGGACCUGGACCAGGCCACCAUGAUGUUUACUCUAAACGGGGAGCUGCUGCUCAACAACCGCGGAUCAGAGCACGCCGCCAAGGGCUUCGCACUUCAAGAUGGCUUCAUACCAGUAUGCAGUAUAGGGGUGAACCAGGUGGGCCGUCUUCACCUGGGCCAGCGGAGUGACGUCCUGCACUACUUUGGUGUGUGUGGGCAGCAGGAGGGAUAUCGUCCGUUUGCUCAUAGCAUGAGCCGAGACGUGCCUCUAUGGAUGAGCUUCAAACAGCCCUACUUCACCCCUGUUCCUCAGGACCACAGCCUCAUUCAGGUAACUCGCCUUGAUGGGCCAGUGGAACACUCGCCCUGUCUGAAGGUGACACAGAUGUCACCAGGUUCUUCGAUCGCCGGAGGCACCCUCUACUCCGACACGGGCUACUACCGGCUCAACAUGCCCAUAGAGUGCGCCGAGGUUUUCACUCGACCACCAGAGGGCCCCGUCAUCACCCCCCUUUGUUACCCCAAGAGGGACUCGGAGGACGGGGAGGUGGACUCGGACUUUGAGGUGCUCAUGAAGACAGCACACCGGCACACACACGAGUCCAGAGAUGAACUCAACAACCACAAGGACCACGGACAAGAGAAGCCCUCCAGACUCAAGCAGCGUUUCAUGUUGAAGCGGACCAAACCGGAGCUAACGGCGAGCCACUCCUCCGCACGACUGCUGGAAGAUGUUCUGGCCAUAGAGAAGGACGAGGAGAAGCGCCUCUCACACUGCACUGCGUAUCACUACUCAGUGAAGGUGCUCCCAGGUCAGGACCCCUGCUUCGUUUGGGUGGGCUGGGUGACUGCCAGUUUCCAGCAGCAACAGCAACACGUCUUCAACCCAGAGAAGGUCCACACAGUCACCGUGACACUCGGAGAUGAACUGGGCAAAGUUCAUGAAAGUUUAAAGCGCUGUGGCUGCUAUAUGGUGUGUGCCGCAGAUGCUAUAGGCCUGAACCACAGCCGUGGUAGCGGUGACAUAGUGAUUGGUUGCUUUCUUGACACUGCAACUGGACGCCUGACCUUCACUGGAAGUGGAAAAGAACUAGACACCUAUUACCAGGUGGAGCCCUGUACUAAGCUGUACCCGGCCGUAUUUGCCAAAGCCACCACCUCUGACAUGUUCCAGUUCCAGCUCGCCAGAAUGAAGAAUAUGAUGCCCCUGUCGGCUGGCAUGUUUGGGGUUGAGCGUGGCAACCCUGUGGCCCAGUGCCCACCCAGGCUACACGUGCAGCACCUGGUGCCGUACCGCUGGCUGCGGAUGCCCGAGCGCUUACCCAGGGUGGAGGUGACGCGCAUGGAGGACAGGCACGGGUGGAGGGUGCACUGCCCUGGGAUGCCACAGGUCAUGACCCUCCACAUCCCCGAGGAGAACAGGUGUGUUGACAUUCUGGAGCUGUCGGAGCUCCGCGACCUCUUGACCUUCCACCGGCACACCCUGCGUCUCUACUCUGCCCUGUGUAGUCAUGGAAACACGCAGCUGGCGCACGCACUGUGCAGCCACGUGGACCAAUCGCAGUUCCUGUACGCGCUCCAGUGCCGUGACAUGCCGGGCCCGCUGCGCCAGGCCUACUACGCCCUGCUCAGCGAGGUCCACCUCAGCGCCCACGCCAGCGCCAGGCAGGCCAUGACCCACGAGUACAUCGUGCCCAUGUCCAAAGGCUCCCGCGCCGUCACGCUCUACAACAGCCGGAGGAGGCGCCACUCGCUGCCAGGCAGUGUCCGUAGCGCCUCCCUCUGGCCCCGGCUGCACUUCGCCACUCCCUGCUUCAUCAGACCACCCGACGAAGGGGUGAGUGGUGGUGCUGGAGGAGGGUCCCUGGAUGGUGGCGGCAGGGUGGAGGACGUCCAGCCGGACAGCCCCUGGUUCCCGGUGCCCCAGCUGAAGGCCCUGCUGCUGGGGAUGCUUCGGGAGGCCGUGUGCGCGGCUGGUCGGCGCGUAAGGGAUCCUGCAGGGGGCAGCGUGGAGCUGCUGCUGGUGCCUCUGCUGCGGCUGCUGCACACUCUACUGCUGAUGGGGGUGUACCAGGGGCCCGACCUCAGGCAGGCCCUCAGACUCAUCCUGCCUGGCAUCUACAUCCAGAACUGGGUCAUCACCGAGGAUGUUGAUGAUGAUGAUGAGGACCAGGAUGAUGAAGCAUUUGGAAUGGAGUUUGGUAGGGAGAGAGGUGGCACUCUGGGAAGCCUGCCAAAACAGGGGCUGCUGCAGAUGAAGUUGCCCGAGGCGGUGAAACUGCAAGUUUGCAACUUGCUGGAGUAUCUGUGCGACUGCCAGGUGCGUCACCGGGUGGAGUCGGUGAUGGCGUUUGCAGACGACUUUGUGGCCCGCCUCCAGGACAACCAGCGCUUCCGCUACAACGAGGUCAUGCAGGCGCUUAACAUGUCUGCCGCCCUCACAGCGCGCAAGACCAAAGAGUUCCGCUCCCCGCCGCAGGAGCAGGUUAACCUGUUGCUCAAUUUCCGUGAUGAUGUGUGCGAGUGCCCAUGCCCCGUGGAGAUUCAGGAGCUCCUCCAGCGGUUCCACAGUGAUCUCAUGACUCAUUGCGGCAUUGAGAUCGAUGACGACUUAGAGGCGGAGGAUGAAGGGGAUCUGUCUGUCAGGGGUCGGCUCUCUUGUCUGGUGGAGAAGGUGGCCAGGCUCAAGCGCAAGCUCUCCCUCUGCUCCGAGGACACCGUCGCAGAAAAACCCGUGUCACUGCGGCAGAUGAUCUUGGAGGCCACGCUGCGCUGGGCCCAGGAGGGGGUGAUGGGGGAUGCGGAGCUGGUGCAGGCCGUCUUCCGGCUGCUGCGGAGGCAGUACGCAGGGCUGAGCGUGCAGAUGGCCGGCCCGCUGCGGAGGGCCUACUGCAUCAGCCCCAGCUCUGUGGAGGACACCCGCGCCCUGCAGAGCGCCCUGGGCCGCAUACGCUCCCUGCUGCGCAUACGCAUGGGCCGCCAGGAGGAGGCGCUCAUGAUCCAGGGGCUCGGUGACAUCAUGAACAAUAAAGUAUUUUACCAGCAUCCAAACCUGAUGAGAGCUCUGGGGAUGCACGAGACAGUUAUGGAGGUGAUGGUUAACGUCCUAGGAGAGGGAGAAUCUAAGGAGAUCAUGUUUCCCAAGAUGGUGGCUCACUGCUGCAGGUUUCUCUGUUACUUCUGCCGUAUCAGCCGCCAUAACCAGAAGGCCAUGUUCGACCAUCUCAGCUAUCUGUUGGACAACUGCAAUGUUGGACUUGCCUCCCCCUCCAUGCGGGGCUCCACACCCCUGGAUGUGGCCGCUGCCUCCGUGAUGGAUAACAAUGAGCUGGCACUGGGCCUCACUGAGUCAGCCCUGGAGAAGGUGGUGCAGUAUCUGGCCGGAUGUGGCUUCCGGAGCUGUGCCCUGCUCUUGGCUAAGGGCUAUCCUGAUAUCGGGUGGAAUCCAGUGGAGGGGGAGCGCUACCUGGACUUCCUCCGCUUUGCUGUCUUCUGCAAUGGUGAGAGUGUGGAGGAGAACGCUUACGUGGUUUUGCGGCUGCUCAUCCGGAGGCCAGAAUGCUUUGGCCCCGCCCUACGCGGUGAUGGAGGAGAUGGUCUUCUAGCAACCAUGCAGGAAGCUAUCAGGAUCUCGGCCAAUCCAAAAACAGAUGGGCCAACAACAGCUCACGAGUCCAACAGAACCCUCGACACUCUUAACGAUGAAGACGAUGACCUCAUCCACUUGGGCCAUGCAAUCAUGGCUUUCUACUCGGCCCUCAUUGACCUGCUUGGUCGCUGCGCCCCCGAGAUGCACCUGAUAGAGGCAGGCAAAGGCGAGGCGCUCCGCAUCCGAGCCAUCCUCAGAUCGCUCAUCCCUCUGGAAGACCUAGUGGGAGUCAUCAGCAUCCCCCUCCAGCUGCCCAGUCUGGACGCAGAUGGCCAUGUGAUAGAGCCAGACAUGUCCACUGUGUUCUGUCCUGACCAGAAGGCUGCCAUGGUGCUGUUUCUGGACCGGGUCUACGGGAUCCAGGACCAGAACUUCCUCAUAAGACUGCUGGAGGUGGGCUUCCUGCCCGACCUUCUUGCUGCUGCCACCAUGGACUCGUCUGAUCUGGCAGGCACAGACAUGGCGCUGGCCCUGAACCGCUAUCUGUGCUCGGCGGUGCUUCCCCUGCUCACCAAGUGCGCCUCUCUGUUCGGCGGCACAGAGGCUCACAGCCAGCUGAUGAACUCGCUGCUCCAGGCCGUCUACCGGCUCUCCAAGGGCAGCGUGCUCACCAAGGCCCAGAGGGAUGCCAUCGAAGACUGCCUGCUCUCCAUCUGCGGCAACCUGAGGCCGUCCAUGGUGCAGCCCCUGCUCAACAGCCUGGUGUUUGAUGUUCCUCUUCUGACAGAGAGCACAAAGAUGCCCCUGAAGCUGCUGGCUAAUCACUACGAGCACAGCUGGAGAUACUACUGUGUGGCUGGGGGCUGCGGUGGAGGAGGCGGCAGCGCGGAGGGCUGUGGAGGAGGAGGCGCAGGAGGGUCUGCCUCCGCAGAGGAGCUUCACCUGUCCAGACAGCUGUUCUGGAGCUCCUUCAGUGCGCUGGCCAGGAGGUCCUAUGAUGCUGAGCUGUACCAGCUGAGUCUGGGCUGCCUGAGUGCUGUUGCCCGGGCCGUCCCCCCAGACCACCUGGACCCCAGCUGCAGAGGCGGCGUGGAGUCCCACCAGUCCGUUGACACCGAGGGACGCUUUUGUCCCCAGCCUGUGGAUACCUCAAAUAUUUGCAUCCCAGAGGGCCUGGAAUAUUUGGUGAAUAAAUAUGCCCAACACACGCAUGAGAAAUGGUCCCUAGACAAGUUUGCCAGUGGCUGGGUCCAUGGAGACCAGCUGUGCGAGAGUUCUAAAGUCCAUCCCCUGCUCAAGCCAUAUCGCGCCUUGUCAGAAAAGGAUAAGGAGAGCUACCGCUGGGCAAUGAAGGAGAAGGUGAAGAUCAUGCUGGCGUUUGGCUGGACUAUGGAGAGAACCAAGGAUGGAGAAGGAGCUCUGGGGUUACACAACCCAGCACUGAGAAUCUCUCAGGCUGGUCAGCUGUCCUUUGAAGGCACCUCCACGUUCACUCCAAAAACCAUUGACAUGAGCAACGUGACACUGUCAUGGGACCAGUAUUCCAUGGCAGAGCAGCUGGCGGAGAGUUCCCAUAAUGUCUGGGCCAAGAAGAAACAGCUGGAGCUGGAAUCCAAAGGAGGGGGCAGUCAUCCACUGCUGGUGCCCUAUGACUCCAUGCCUGCGCGAGACAAGGCCAGGGCACGGGAAAGAGCACAGGACAUCCUCAAAUUCUUCCACAUGAAUGGAUACAAUGUGUGGAGGGAGAGGAGACCUAUGGACUGUGACUCUCCUGCCAUCGCCAGUCGCUUUGCUUAUGGUGUCCUCCAGCAAGCACUAAACUACACUGACCUGGCUCAGGAACAACUUCUAGACAUAGAGGUUGCCCAGUCCAGUGGACUGAAAUCAGAGCAGGCUCCUUGUGAAAAGCAAAUCAAUUUCUUUGUCAAGGUUGUUUUGCCCUUGGUUUAUCAGUAUCUGAAGUGCCAUCGCAGUUACUUCCUGUCCAGCUCUACGCAUCUCCUUGGUAACAGAGGGCAUGCAUCCAACAAGGAGAAGGAGAUGGUUACCAGUCUUUUCUGCAAGCUUGGAGCUCUUGUAAGGCGCGCGAUAGUUCCCCUUGGGAAUGAGUCUGCCACGGUGACAAGCUGUCUCACUACUUUGGCCUCCUCUUUGGAUACAAGAACGGUAAUGAGGAGUGCGGUGGAGUCUGUGCGCCAGUCCCUGUGUUCCUUCUUUGAAGAGGCUGCCGGUGACCUGCAGGUGACUGUGGAGACGCUGGCUCUGGGCCCUGCCUCUCCUCCUCCUCCUCCUCCUCUUCCUCCCUCCAGGAGCCAGUGUGAAGGAGCAAGUUACAAUGUGGCCUACACCCUGGACAUCCUCAUCCCGGUCCUCACCGCACUCUUCCAGCACACCACCCAGUGUCAGUAUGGCCAGGAUCUCAUAAUGGGAAAAGUUCAAGCCUCCUGCUACAAAAUCCUCAUCAGCCUUUAUUCCCUCGGCACCUCCAAGAACACUGACGCAGAGAGGUACAGGCCGGAGGUGGGGACGUGUCUAGCUGCGCUGGCAGCUGCCUUUCCUGUGCCCUUCCUGGAGUCAUCUUUGGAUGAGCACAGCUCAUAUGUUGCCUACAAUACAGUGGACGAGGAUGUGGUGGAGGAGAUAUUGUGUGGUGCUGAGGAGGCGCGGCGUCUCCUGCCCUCUCUGCAGCAGGCCCUGGGGGAGGUGGAGGAGCUGGCGCUGGCUGGCUCCGCGGCGAGACACGCGCUCCUCUCCCAGGUGACGGAGGUGACGCUGCCCCUGCUCUGCAGCUAUUUCUCCCACUGGGGCCGGGCAGAGGCAGCAGCAGCAGGGGAGGAGGAGGUGGCGGAGGAGGAAGAGGGGGAAGGAGGUGAAGGGCUGAGGGGCAGCGUCUCCUCUCCCCUGAGGCCCCAGGGCACCAACUCUCUGCUGCUGGGACACAUCCUCUCCAUCAUCCACACCCACCUGGGGGUGGCGGAGGGCGCCUGGAUGCAGCGGCUCGCAGUUGUUUCCCAGCCAAUCAUUGGCCAAGCUGAGCCGCAGCUGCUGAAGUCCCACUUCCUGCCUCUGAUGGAGAAGCUGAAGAAGAGGGCGGGCUCGGUUCUGGAGGAGGAGGAGCAUCUGAAGGCCGAGGGGAAGGGGGACACAUCAGAGGCGGAGUUACUCAUUCAAGAAAAGUUUGCCCUGUUGGUCCGUGACCUAUACGCUUUUUAUCCACUGCUCAUUCCCUAUGUUGACUUGCACAGAGCAAGUUGGCUGACAGAGCAAAAUGCUGAGGCUGAGAAGCUCUUCAGCAUGGUGGCAGAUAUCUUCAUCUUCUGGGCAAAGUCUCAUAAUUUCAAAUGGGAGGAGCAAAAUUUUGUGGUCCAGAAUGAAAUCAACAACAUGGAAUUCCUUGUCAACAUCAGCAAGAACAUGAGGCCAGCAUCAAAGAAAGGGGGAUUGCAGGAGAAAGAGCAGUGGAGGAAGGUGAAGAGGAGAGGGGAUCGGUACUCCACGCAUACCUCCCUUAUCGUGGCCGCCUUGAAGAAACUGAUUCCCGUGGGCCUCAGCGCCUGCCUGGCCGCCGACCAGGAAGUCAUCGCCAGGGCCAAGGCCCAGCUAUCUCAGGGGGACACAGAGGAGGAGGUCAGGGAGGUCAUCCGCAAAGGUCUUCAGAGGCAGAGGAAGGAUUUUCUCAAUGGUCCAGGCAAUAUUAAGGAUGACGACGUCGAAAGGGUUUUUGGGAUUGCUCACGUCUCGUUUCACCUGGACCAGGUGGAAAGGCCACAGAGGACAAAGAAAGCUGUGUGGAACAAACUGCUUUCCAAGCAGCGCAAGAGGGCUGUGGUGGCGUGCUUCAGGAUGGCACCCUUAUACAACAUACCCAGGCAUAAAGCAGUCAAUCUUUUCCUUCUGGGUUAUGGCACAGCAUGGAUUGAAGCAGAGGGCCACUCUUUUGAAGAUAAGCUAAUAGAGGAUUUGACAAAAGUGGGUGAUGGAGAACCUGAGGACGUGGAGGGAGUGGAAGGUGAAGCAGCAGCUCACUCCGAUCCUCUCCAUCAACUGAUUGCACUACUCAGUCAGAGUGCUUUAACAGAGAGGAGCAGACUGCAGGAAGACAGAUUGUAUAUAUCCUUUGCAGAAAUAAUGUCUAAGAGUUGUCAUGGUGAAGACGAAGAUGAAGAUGAGGUCAAAACUUUUGAGGAGAAGGAGACUGAGAAGCAGAAGCUGCUGUACGAACAGGCCAGACUACACGAACGCGGAGCAGCCGAGAUGGUGCUUCAGACCAUCAGUGCCAGCAGAGGUGAGAAGGGUCCAAUGGUGGAGGCCACGCUAAAGCUUGGGAUAGCGAUCCUUAACGGGGGAAAUAUGAGUGUUCAACAGAAAAUGUUGGAUUACUUGCGACAGAAGCGGGAUGUUGGAUUCUUCCAGAGCCUGGCGGGCCUAAUGCUGUCUUGCAGCGUGCUGGAUCUCAACGCCUUUGAGCGGCAGAACAAAGCGGAGGGACUGGGCUUGGUGAUGGAGGCGAGCUCAGGCGACAAGGUAAUGGCAGACCAAGGGCUGACCUGCGACCUUUUCCGCUUCUUGCAGCUCUUGUGCGAGGGGCACAACUCAGAAUUCCAGAAUUAUUUGAGGACCCAGACUGGCAACAACACAACAGUGAACAUCAUAAUAUCUACAGUGGAUUACCUCCUUAGGGUACAGGAGUCCAUUAGCGAUUUCUACUGGUAUUACUCUGGGAAGGAGAAGAUGGACGACCAUGGACAGCGACAUUUCUCAAAGGCUGUUAGUGUCGCCAAGCAAGUUUUCAACACGCUCACUGAAUACAUCCAGGGUCCUUGUACAGGGAACCAGCAGAGCUUGGCUCACAGCCGACUGUGGGACGCAGUGGUGGGAUUUCUCCAUGUGUUUGCUCAUAUGCAAAUGAAACUCUCUCAGGAUUCCAGUCAGAUUGAUUUACUGAAGGAGCUGAUGGAUUUGCAUAAGGACAUGGUUGUCAUGCUCCUCUCCAUGUUGGAAGGAAACGUGGUGAACGGCACCAUAGGCAAACAGAUGGUGGACAUGCUGGUGGAAUCGUCCAGCAACGUGGAGCUCAUUCUCAAGUUCUUCGACAUGUUCCUCAAGCUGAAGGACCUGACAUCAUCGGAAGCUUUUAAGGAGUACGACCCCUACCAAAGAGGGCUCAUCUCCAAGAAGGACAUUCAGAGGGCCAUGGAAGGCUGUCAGCACUACUCCCUCACCGACACCGAGUUCCUGCUCUCCUGCAUGGAGACGGACAAUGGCGAGUUGGACUAUCACGCGUUUGUGAAACGCUUCCACGAGCCAGCCAAAGACAUCGGCUUCAAUAUUGCUGUGCUCCUCACCAACCUGUCUGAGCACAUGCCUGGCGAUGCCCGUCUGCACACAUUUUUGAAACUGGCAGAUAGUGUUUUAAGGUACUUCCAGCCUCACCUGGGCCGCAUUGAGAUUCUGGGAAGUGCGAAGCGCAUUGAGCGUGUUUACUUCGAGAUCAGCGAGGCCAGCCGUACCCAGUGGGACAAGCCUCAGGUGAAGGAGUCCAAGCGCCAGUUCAUCUUUGAUGUCGUCAACGAGGGAGGAGAGAAAGAGAAGAUGGAGCUUUUUGUCAACUUCUGCGAAGACACAAUUUUUGAGAUGCAACUGGCGGCACAAAUCUCUGGCUCGGAUGUCAAGGAAGGGACAUCCAAAAAGGAUGAAGAUGAAGAAGAGGAGUCGACGGAAAUCAGACCUGGGGAGCCGAGUGCCUUUUCUCUGGCUUCAGCGAUGUAUGUUUUCCUGGCUCCUCUGUACUUUCUGGUCAUGCUGACAUCACUGCUCUCCAUGCGGAACCUUCGAAAGUACCUGAGCAAGGUCACCUUGACAAGUCUCAUAAGCGCUAUUUUCUCAUUUUUCUGGAACAUUCUCUCGGGUCUGGCCCAAUUGGUCUUUUGCGUGAUCUCCUUUGUACUCUACGUGCUAUACCUGACCUUCAUUGACGGGGGCAUUAUUGAGAAGGCAAAGAACCUGACCCUGGCCGACCUGAUAAUCGACGCCCCUGACCUUGCUGAGGAGGAGGUCACCACCGCGAUGAUGUAUGUGGGUAUGGGGGACGUGGUAGGCGUCGAGGAAAUGACGGACAUCAGCUCAUCUCAGGAUAUCGGGGAGCUGGGUGUGGACCUCUCGGCGGUGUCCAUCAAGGAUCCCCUGGUGCUCACCGAUAUCUUUGGCCUGCGCAUCAGCAAGGAGGGCAGCAAGUUCAGACUAGUGUCUGGAGACUCCAGCACCGAAGGUGCUGCUGAUGUUGCUGAACUCAGGGCAAAACAAAAGGUAUUUGGAUUCAAGACACAAGACUGUGAAGAAAAGGAAGAGAAAAUAUAUGAAAAAGCAGAAAGAGAGGACGAUGAAAAGAAGGACAGGAGGACUGACGGCAAGCGGAGAUGGAGGAGCAGACAACAGCACUGCUCAAAGCAAGAAGAGUCGCCUUUCUGGAAAGCACUCAGCUCCUAUCAAAGAAGAAUGCUUAACUGCUUUGCCCGGAAUUUCUACAACAUGCGGUUGCUCGCCCUGUUUGUUGCCUUUGCUAUCAAUUUCAUCCUCCUCUUUUACAAGGUCUCUUCCUCGUCUGGAGAUGAAGGUGAAGCGGAGCCCCAGGGCUCUCCUGUAUCAUCUUCUGACUUCCCCGGCGAUGGAGGCCAGGGCAGGGAAAAGGAAGGGCUGCUGCUGUCGCCCCAGGCCACCCAGGAGGACACAGACACAGACACAGACUCGGCUGCUACUGCCUGGUUUGUCCUGGAGGAGGACACUGGCUACAUGGAGCCCUCUCUGCAUUACCUGGCCAUUAUUCACACUCUCAUCUCCUUCUGCUGCAUCAUCGGCUACUACUGUCUGAAGGUUCCCUUGGUGAUUUUUAAGCGAGAGAAGGAGGUAGCACGCAAGCUUGAAUUCGAUGGCCUUUAUGUGACCAAGCAGCCCUCAGAGGAUGACAUCAGAGGACAGUGGGACAGACUGGUCAUCAAUACCCCAUCAUUUCCAAGUAAUUACUGGGACAAGUUUGUGAAGAGGAAGGUGAUGGAUAAGUAUGGGGAUUUUUAUGGCUUGGCACGGAUCAGUGACCUGCUGGGUCUGGAUCGAGCGGCGCUGGACUUCAGUGCUCAGGCCAUGGAAAAGAGGAGACCCAGGAGGGAGCACGACCUUACAGCCAUGCUGAGCUCCAUUGACGUGAAGUACCAGAUAUGGAAACUUGGGGUGGUGUUCACUGAUAACUCUUUUCUGUACCUGGCCUGGUAUAUGGUGGUGUCUGUCCUCGGCCACUAUAACAACUUCUUCUUCGCUGCCCACCUGCUGGACAUUGCUAUGGGAUUCAAAACACUAAGAACCAUCCUCUCCUCUGUCACUCACAAUGGCAAACAGUUGGCGCUGACUGUGGGCUUGCUGGCCGUCGUGGUCUACCUCUACACCGUGGUGGCCUUCAACUUCUUCCGAAAGUUCUACAACAAGAGUGAAGAUGGGGAAGGUGUGGAUAUGAAAUGUGAUGAUAUGAUGACAUGCUACAUGUUCCACAUGUAUGUGGGCGUCAGGGCAGGUGGUGGCAUUGGGGAUGAGAUUGAGGACCCGGCCGGCGAUGAGUUUGAGUUCUACCGCAUAGUUUUCGACAUCACAUUCUUCUUCUUUGUCGUAGUCAUCCUGUUGGCAAUCAUACAAGGCCUCAUCAUCGAUUCCUUUGGGGAGUUGAGAGACCAGCAGGAGCAGGUGAAAGAAGACAUGGAGACAAAGUGCUUCAUAUGCGGCAUCGGUAAUGACUACUUUGACACCGCUCCCCAUGGAUUUGAAAUACACACGCUGCAGGAACACAACCUGGCAAACUACCUAUUCUUUGUGAUGUACCUUAUCAACAAGGAUGAGACUGAGCACACUGGUCAGGAAUCGUAUGUGUGGAAGAUGUACCAGGAGAGGUGCUGGGAGUUCUUCCCAGUGGGAGACUGUUUCCGUAAACAGUAUGAGGAGCAACUUAGCUAAGACCGCAAUUCACGCCCAGAGGCUGUGCUGUGGGAAUGAGUUUGAGACGGCAGUACUGUAGUCCAUAGCCCCUUAACAGACACCGUUCCGCCACUGGGACAUUGUAAUAGUCACUGAAAAGAAUUAACUACCAUUGUACUACACCACUUUGACAGUGUACAGGGCCUUUAGUAAUCCACUACAAAUUGGUCAUUCUAUUCAAGCAUCAGCUGGUUUAUAACAGGGGUAGUGUCUUGAGGGGUUAAAACUGUUGGACUGACUCAUUCUAUGAGAUGUCAUAUAAUCUUAGUCAUCUAGUCAGUGCUUGUUAACAAUGUACAGCAGAAGUAAUGUUCUGCAAUGUUGUCAUUCUCUUGGAAUUAUCCCCAACCGAGUGAAGCAGGAGGAUCCUGGCACGAUGCAUAGGGGUCAUGGAUCACGCUGAAGGGGCUUAUUCCAGAAAAUUGACCAAAUCUCAGAACAUUACAUACAGUACUUGGUGGUUGUUAUAUGGCUACUUGUCAAAAAAAAGCUUAUGGAAAGUUUGACAUUUUUUGCUGUAACAAUGUCAUAUUUGAAUGUCAUCUGACUGCUGCUUAUGGCUUCGGACUUUAGUAGUGAGUAAACACACUGCUUUUGGGGUGAUAGGAAAGUAAAACAAAACCAGAUUCUGUAGUCAACAGUCAAAGUUUUUCAGUGUAUUGUAUACUGCAUUUGACCUCCAAAAAUGGGAGAGGUCCAGUCAUAGUCGAUGGGAUGUUUGUAAACUUUCUAAAGAGUAUAAGUAUAAGAGUUUUUGUUAUUCACUAUUUAAAGGAGAAGCUUACUCACAGAGGGUGGUGUGAAACCUACGUACUAUUUCAUUAAAAUA